AUGGAUGAAUCAAGUACCUACCUGGUGAUCAGAGAGCGGCUGGUUGAACUGCCGGAAGCACGCGUCUGCUCGAGAAAAGUAGCGUGUAUAUUCAGUGAAUUCAUUCCGUGUGUGUUGAAUAGUUUGCUAACUAAAGAGUCGCGAUUGGCCAUAGGUAUAAGUUUACGGAGGGGCAUCGACCCGUCUUGCAUCAGCUUGGCAUCGUACUGGCAGAUUCCCCCCUUCAGUGCCACCAAUACACAAGGGCCGAGGACUCGCUAUCGCCGACCAUUGGUCCUCAAUUUGCCGACCAAUCAUUGGGAAAGUGCCCACGAAAAUAUCCAAUAUAGUACAAAGAUGGAUCAGCUGACAGAGGGGCAAGCUGUUAUGGUUGGAGGAGCUGGCGGAACUGUUCAAGUUGUACAGAUGGGCCAGGGUGGACAAGCAAUGAUGCUUCCCCAGCAGCAACCACAAACACCCCAGAUUAUCCAGACACCUGAUGGACAGACUUAUAUUUACCAGCCGGUUCAACUUGACAACCAAGUUCAGCAAGCUCAACAGACCGUCAUCAUCAAUGGAAACCUGAUGCAAAUAGCGGGGACGUCGCAAGCAGCAGCUGCUGCUGCAUCCCCGUCGCCGGUCCAGCAAAUCUCGAGUCCUACAUCGGCAACUCAGGCAGGAAAUAUUGUCAUGAUGGUGCCUGGUAAUGGAGGACAAACACAAUUCCAAAGAGUAGCGUUACCCAAUGCUGAAUUUCUUGAAGAAGAACCGCUUUAUGUUAACGCUAAACAUUUAAAUUCAAUGAGAUCAAUGCCAUUAGCAACAAACGCAAAUCAGCAUCACGAUAAUAUGACAUCGACAAUCAUCAUUGAAAGCGCGGGAGGCACGGCCCUUUCAGAUAUGAUCUCGGAUAGCGGGAUAGUCACAGAAGGACACUGA
Messenger RNA from Cotesia congregata, 918 nucleotides. Lineage: Eukaryota; Metazoa; Arthropoda; Insecta; Hymenoptera; Braconidae. The record is from the annotation of a GenBank genome assembly.